Messenger RNA from Pundamilia nyererei, 1976 nucleotides. RefSeq names its product potassium channel tetramerization domain containing 13 (gene kctd13). The record is from RefSeq and is a predicted model, not a curated record. The transcript has 7 exons. Bases 410 to 1405 code for a protein of 331 amino acids. NCBI's taxonomy places the organism in Eukaryota, Metazoa, Chordata, Actinopteri, Cichliformes, Cichlidae. Gene Ontology annotation, biological process: protein homooligomerization; protein ubiquitination; negative regulation of Rho protein signal transduction. Gene Ontology annotation, molecular function: protein binding; ubiquitin-protein transferase activity. Gene Ontology annotation, cellular component: Cul3-RING ubiquitin ligase complex.
UUAAAAGUAGAAGAAGAAAAAAGCGGAAGAAGAUGUCUAGUUUCGCUUCCGACUGACCUAUUUAGCUUAUCAUACUAGCUGCAGUUUUGUGCCCAACAGUGAAAUUGGAGUGGAUGUGGAAUUCGCGUUCUUGGUCACUAAGCGGUACAGAGCAAAUGAGCAUUAGUAGCUUAAAGCGUGACGGAGUAGACUAGCUGCUGUUAGCCUCGUUCCUUUAGCUGUGCGAUUAAAAUGAGGCGUCAGAUGUUAGCUGCGCCGUAAAUUCACCUGGCCUCUUUACAGAAGCUAGCUAGUUGAUUAACGAUUGCUGGCUAAUUAAAGCUAUAUUUUUAGUUUUGUUAGCUUAGAUAGGUUCACUCUCUUAACACCUUUGGAUGUUCAGUGUGUCAGAAAGUGACUCUUCAACCCCAUGUCUGCUGAGGCUUCAGUCGGCAGUCAUGCUGCCGACUCUGCCCAGUCCGCUGUUUCCCAGCCUGCCUGCCUUCACACAGAUGAGCACAGGAACCAGGGUCUGCUGGGGAGCAAGUACAUCAAGUUAAAUGUUGGUGGCUCAUUGCAUUAUACAACCAUCCAGACAUUAAGCAAGGAAGACAGCCUGCUGCGGAGCAUGUGCAAUGGAGAAACUGAUGUUACCAUAGACUCAGAAGGGUGGGUAGUUUUGGAUAGAUCUGGUCGGCAUUUUGAGCUGGUUCUGAACUUCCUUCGAGAUGGCUCAGUACCACUUCCGGAGGACCACAGAGAACUAGAUGAAGUUCUAAAAGAGGCCCAGUACUACCGGGUCCAGGGACUCGUCCAACACUGCCUCAGUGUCAUGCAGAAACAAAAGGAUGUCUUUGAAAGUGUAUGCCGCAUACCCAUGAUCACCUCAGCCAAAGAAGAACAGAGGAUGAUUGCUACAUGUAGAAAGCCAGUAGUAAAGUUGCAGAACAACAGAGGAAACAACAAAUACUCAUACACCAGCAACUCUGACGAUAACCUGCUGAAGAACAUUGAACUGUUCGACAAACUCGUGCUGCGAUUUAAUGGCCGCGUCCUGUUUGUCAAAGACGUGCUGGGGGAUGAGAUCUGCUGCUGGUCUUUUUAUGGCGAAGGCCGCAAGAUUGCUGAAGUGUGCUGCACUUCCAUUGUCUAUGCUACAGAGAAGAAGCAGACCAAAGUUGAGUUUCCCGAAGCCCGAAUAUUUGAAGAAACCCUCAAUAUCCUCAUCUAUGAGAACAACAGAGGAUCUGGACCAGGAGGCUUGCACCUUUUAGAUUCAAGAGGCUCCGGUUCAUCGCUGGGAGCUGGUCAGUCAGAGGAAGAGGGUGCCGUGGGAGGGGAUAGACGAGUACGACGGAUCCACGUACGGAGACACAUAAUGCAUGAUGAAAGAGGCCACGGUCAGCAAACUGUGUAUAAGGACUAAAAAUGUCAAAACAAAGCAGGGGAAAGGGACUUAAACUUUGUUGGGAUUUUUUUGUUUGUUUGUUUUUUGAAUGUUAAGGGAAUGAAAAACACGUCUUCGAUGACAGCAAUAGUUUGGUACGUAAUUUCAUUAAAUGUCCUCAGACUUUUCAGAAAUGUUGGCUGAUGACUGAUUUGUAAAUUUAGGUCUGAGUGUGCGUGGAAAGGAAAAUGCAUUUGUUUACAUGAAAACAACGUGUGUACAGUCUUUCGAUGGGAAAUACUGGUACUGAUACUGGCGUAGACAUUACUUUUCAGAGGUUAAUGAACCUCCUGCAAGCUACUGAAUAGUCCUCAAAACCCAAUGUCCUCCCAUCUUUAUCUGAGAGCAGACAACCUAAUGUCCAUGUGGGUUUUAAUGACAUGCACAGGCAGCCUUUUCUGUGUGUGACUUGUAGGAAACACUGUGUCAGUUUAUGCAGGCUGUGAAACUUUAUUCCCCUUUCUCCUCUGGAGUGAGAUGCUGCCGAACAUUGAUGGACAGAGGACGGUGAAGUUGAGCCUAGAUAUUGCAACACUGGAAUAAGACACAG